Callithrix jacchus (white-tufted-ear marmoset) is the source of this 760-nucleotide messenger RNA. The record is from RefSeq and is a predicted model, not a curated record. NCBI's taxonomy places the organism in Eukaryota, Metazoa, Chordata, Mammalia, Primates, Cebidae.
AGGCGGUGACGUCUCCACUCGGGGCGGAGCCGCAGCUUCGCUGGGAGGAGGCCUGGCGCCGGCGGUGACGUCCCAAAAGGCGGAACCGUAUCCGAGAAUUCAGGCACGUAGCUCAGCGCGGCAGCGGUGCUUGCGUCUGUGUCCCUGCGCGAAUCUCCUGGUCUCUCUGCCAUCAUGCCGAUGUUCAUCGUAAACACCAACGUGCCCCGGGCUUCUGUGCCGGACGGGUUCCUCUCCGAGCUCACCCAACAGCUGGCGCAGGCCACCGGCAAGCCGCCCCAGUACAUCGCAGUGCACGUGGUCCCGGACCAGCUCAUGGCCUUUGGCGGUUCCAGCGAUCCGUGCGCGCUCUGCAGCCUGCACAGCAUAGGCAAGAUUGGCGGCGCGCAGAACCGCUCCUACAGCAAGUUGCUGUGUGGCCUGCUGGCCGAGCGCCUGCGCAUCAGCCCGGACAGGUAUGCUGGGGCGCGGAGGGGCCGCGGCGCGAGGGGCCAGUGGUGGUGGGGGUGGCGGCGGUGGUGCCGGGCCGGGGACUGAGCCGCCCGCUGAGUCUCGCCUCCUCCCCCUGCAGGGUCUACAUCAACUAUUACGACAUGAACGCCUCAAACGUGGGCUGGAACAACUCGACCUUCGCCUAAGAGCCGCGCCCCGCCUCUCCCCGCGCUGUCUGCACUGGCCCAACCCGGGAACCCACCUCACCCUGUAUUCUAGGCCCGCCCGCCUCCACCUUCUGGUGGGGAGAAAUAAACGGUUAGAGAAA